Molecule: messenger RNA, 827 nt
Organism: Bursaphelenchus okinawaensis
Lineage: Eukaryota; Metazoa; Nematoda; Chromadorea; Rhabditida; Aphelenchoididae
Source: the annotation of a GenBank genome assembly
AUGAAUGUAAGUUGCCAUUACCUUGUCUGCGUAACAUAUUAUACUUUUCUAAACUAAAUGAUGACAAUGUUGUUAGACUGGAGACGUUCUGUCAAUGAAGGAAGUCCUGAACUACUUCGUCAGAAUCCUGGCCUGGGGAGGAAACUUCUUGCUUAACAUCGGCCCAAACUCCCUCGGGAUCAUCGAUCCUCUCUUUGAAGAACGUCUCAGAGAUCUGGGGUCGUUCACCAACGCCAACGGUGAAGCCAUCUACGAGUCAAAACCAUGGAUUUACCAAAACGAAUCGGAUUACAUUUGGUAGGUUACUGUGUACUCCAUAAGACUGUUGUAGGAGCUGCGCGUAACGUCACAUUAACGUUGUCAACUUCAGGUAUACGAGUAAAACUACUGGAGUUGAACUUGACAAGAGCCGUGUCUACAAUCCCCAGCUUGAAGAAGCAACUACGGUAUACGCCUUCGUAACCAAAUUUGAAGAUAAAGUUGAGUUCAAACUUUCAAAACCUACUGAUAAGGUAAGGUAUUUUAAUUUGAAACAUUAACCUCAAGUGUGGUUAAACUGUACUCACAUAUACAAUCUCCCAAGAAUUAUCAUAUUAAUUACGUUGAUUAACCUAUGUUACCGUAAUGUCACCUAUAAUAAUCCUCGAUUACUACAGACCAAGAAUACAUUGCUCGGCAAGAACACAGCGUUAAAGUUCAAGUACGAGAACAACGUUCUUACUGUAUCUUUGCCAUCGUUCAGAAACCUUCCUCGCCUAGAUUGCAUCGUACUGAAGCUGGAGAACUUGCAGGCAGACAACGUAAGUAUAGAAACAAGUCUAACGUAA